AUGGCGCAGCAUGAGUGGAAAACGACGCUCGCCACCACGAGUUUCCACCUCGCGGGACAGCGAGCUUCAGCGCACACUACGUACAUCGCCCUAUUGGGCGACUUCGCAGCGAGCAGAGACGUGGGCAUCUUUGGUUCCGACCGAGUGGAUCAGGCCUGGGGAGACACUGCUGCGCAGCCAUCUAAUGUUGCCACUUGUAUACGGGCAUUGAUGCUGUUCGCAACUACUUCACAUACCAUACUGGACCGCUCGAUUUUCAGCUUACUAGCACUGUAUUACGCUUUGCUUCAUGGUGACGUUGGACUCGCGACGCUUGCGCGCUCGAGCUAUACAGUGACGCUCAAUCAUUACUCACACCAUCUCGCCACCACCACCACGCACAACCGACACUCAACCAGUCAUACACUGAUGUGCACUUCUGUGGCCCUUCAGAUACUGGAGCUUCUCAAUGACACAGAUCUGGAAGGUGAAGGCCAACUCACGCACCUUGACGGCGUGAUGUCCAUGUUGAAUAUGGCAGGUCCCGAAGCACUGCGGAGCGAUCCGAACGCCUGUGCAGUAUUUGGCGGGUUCAGAGGCAUGGCUACGUUCGUCGAUAUUGACCGAAGAGUGCCAAGCGUCCUUGCAAAAGCUGAGUGGCGGGACAAACCAUAUGCUACGACGAAGAAGACGACGAGAGAUCGACUGGCUGAUCUUGGCCUCCAGAUACCAAUACAUAUGCAAUCCUCAGGUGACGUUUUGCGGAGUGCAGAUUCAGACGAGCCAAGCCACAGAUCCAUAGUCGAUCGCUGCUUGCUCCUUCUCAACGAUAUUUCUACUCUCCAGCGAUCCCUUGAGCAAUGGCACUGCGAUCUCAAAACCUCCGUUCCGGUAGAACUAUCUCACUCACGUAAUUACCCACAGGCGAAUUCGUUGGAUAUACAGGACCUCGAAUGUCAACCUACAUACUCAAGCAGCUCACAACGCAUGGUCUUCCUCAGUGGGCCAGUAGCCGGUAUGCUUAGCCAUUACUGGGCUUUCCAAUUGGAGCUACUUAUAGUACGCCUUGAUUUGCAGGAAGUCAUGUUAGAUCAGGGCACGGACGACCGCGACUCGGUGACUUUACGAGAUACCAUCGUACGAUCCUGGAAAGACGAUAAAGUCAAAGCAGCAGAGAUGGCCGAUAUGAUAGUACAAACCGGACCGCGUCUGAGCAGCUGUAUAGAAGGUAUCCUGGGUUUGCAAGGCCCGAUGAAGACGCUCGGAAGAUACUACAAGGGUUCGUUGAAGCAGUUGUGGAAGUUGAGGGGAUAUCGACGGCACCAUAGCCUAUUGCAGUCGCCGUCAAUGCCUCCGCACCUUCCAACGCUUGAAUCAAGCGACACUAUGCUUUCGAGGGUGGAGAUACCCAUGUUCAUUGGAUGA
Messenger RNA from Recurvomyces mirabilis, 1404 nucleotides. RefSeq lists its product as uncharacterized. The transcript has a single exon. The record is from RefSeq and is a predicted model, not a curated record. Bases 1 to 1404 code for a protein of 467 amino acids. NCBI's taxonomy places the organism in Eukaryota, Fungi, Ascomycota, Dothideomycetes, Mycosphaerellales, Teratosphaeriaceae.